This is a messenger RNA of Asparagus officinalis (garden asparagus), 2195 nucleotides long. RefSeq names its product L-type lectin-domain containing receptor kinase IX.1-like. Gene Ontology annotation, cellular component: plasma membrane. Gene Ontology annotation, molecular function: protein kinase activity; carbohydrate binding; ATP binding. The coding region runs from base 113 to 2143 and encodes 676 amino acids. The transcript has a single exon. Gene Ontology annotation, biological process: protein phosphorylation. Lineage: Eukaryota; Viridiplantae; Streptophyta; Magnoliopsida; Asparagales; Asparagaceae. The record is from RefSeq and is a predicted model, not a curated record.
UUUGCGAUCAACGUUUUCCAUAGUAAUCAUCGAGCAGUACUAUUUCUGUUGAUCUCAAUACAUACAUAAACUGUAAAAUCAUUAACAGGCAGAAACUUCUGCAACUUGAUUCAUGGCGCCUCAAAAUCCAGAUCCUCUCUUCUUCUUCAUCCUUCUCCUUCCCUUCACGAGCUCACUCUCUUUCAACUUCUCAUCGUUCAGUCAGAACACUCUGAAUUCGAUAGAAUUUCAAGGUGAUGCAUUCUUGAACCAAGUCAUUCAGCUGACAAAGAAUGAGCUCGGUGUAAAUAUCACCCAGAGUACAGGAAGAGUUUUGUAUCGUGAGCCACUUCUUCUUUGGGAUUCAAACACCGGUGUGGUAACUGACUUCACGACACACUUUUCAUUCAUCAUCAACGCCUUUGAUAAUCCGAUAUAUGGUGAUGGGCUCACAUUUUUCCUUGCACCUUAUCCUUCUCUCCUUCCUAGUAACUCGUCUGGAGGUAACCUUGGUCUUUUUAGCGAAAAUUCAUCUUAUCAAGCAAAUAAUAGUUUCGUGGCGGUCGAGUUUGAUACUUUUCAGAAUGAAUGGGAUGCGAGUACUGAUCAUGUAGGAAUUGAUGUCAAUUCGAUCAAAUCUGUUGCUGCGAUCAAAUGGAGUACUAGUAUGAAGGAUGGGAGAAUUGGGAAUGCUUGGAUUAGUUACAAGGCCAGUUCUAAAAACUUGAGUGUGUUUUUGACCUACGAAAACAGCCCAGCUUUCAGAGGGAAUUGGAGCCUUUCUACUGUUGUUGAUCUGAGGGAAAAAUUACCUGAUAAAGUAGCAAUUGGCUUCUCAGCAUCAACAGGUCAUGCUACUGAGAUCCAUAACCUUUUAUCAUGGGAAUUUGACUCAAAUCUGGCGGUUAAAAAGAAAAAAAAGAUAGGGAAGGUUAUGGGAGUGGUUGUCUCAAUAGGAGUUACAAUGUUUGCCUUGGGCUUAGUCUGGUUUAUUUUGCGGAGAAGAAAACCGAGAAAGCAAGCGCAGAAUGAGGAGUUUGAGUAUGAUGCAAGCCUUGACAAUGAAUUUGAGAAAGGGAGGGGGCCGAAAAGAUUUUCCUUUACUCAAUUGGUUGAAGCUACAAAGAACUUUGCCAAAGAGUUGAAGCUCGGAGAAGGAGGAUUUGGAGAGGUCUACAAGGGUGUUCUAAAUGAUUCGAAGCUUGAAGUUGCAAUUAAAAGAGUCUCUGCAGGUUCAAAGCAAGGUAAAAAGGAGUACAUGGCUGAAGUUAAGAUUAUAAGCCAAUUAAGGCAUCGAAACUUAGUUCAACUCAUUGGUUGGUGUCAUGGGCAGGGAGAAUUCCUACUGGUAUAUGAGUUCAUGCCUAAUGGAAGCCUCGAUUCUCAUAUCUACAACAAAAACCACUUCUUGGCUUGGCCUCUAAGAUACAAAAUUGUGCUAGGUUUAGCAUCUUCCUUGCUCUAUUUACAUGAAGAAUGGGAGCAAUGUGUAGUUCAUCGAGACAUCAAACCAAGUAAUGUGAUGCUUGAUUCUAUGUUUAAUGCAAAAUUGGGGGAUUUUGGGCUUGCAAGGCUCGUUAAUCACGAAAUUGGAUCACAGACUACUGUUCUAGCUGGAACAAUGGGAUACUUAGCACCUGAAAUUGUAACCACUGGUAGAGCUAGUAAAGAAUCUGAUGUCUAUAGUUUUGGAGUUGUUGCUCUAGAAAUUGCUUGUGGUAGAAGACCAGUUGAUCCAAAGGAGAGUUUAGGUAAAGUGAAAUUGGUAGAGUAUGUUUGGGAUCUCUAUGGCAAAAGAAUGAUGCUUGAAGCCGCAGAUACAAGAUUGAAGAUGGAUUUUGAAGAGAAGGAAAUGGAGAGGUUGAUGAUUGUAGGAUUGUGGUGUGCACAUCCUGAUCAUAAUUUGAGACCCUCCAUUAGGCAAGCGAUCAAUGUCCUGAAAUUUGAAGCUCCAUUGCCAGAGCUUCCGAGCAAAAUGCCCGUGCCUGUGUUUUAUGCGCCUCCUAUUGAUAUAACUAAGUUUGGAUUUAUGUCGUCCACUGGAGUUUUGAGUAGUUUGGAUUCUGUGUCAACUGGGUAUACUUCGAAUUCUUCGAGGUUAACUAUGUCUUCGAAUUCAUCUUCUUCUGCUUGCUUGCUGAAAUCACACAAAACAGAAUUGUAACAUUAGAUUGCAAUAGGUUGGAGGACUUCUUUUGUAAUUUCUUUUGUGCUGU